UGUCUCAUUACCGCGUCGGAAUCGGGAGUUUUAAUAUGGCAUUCGUUCAUUUACUUUCAUUUUUGUUUUUCAUUCAGAUAGUUUCCAUACGGAGCCAAGACGUAUUCCCGAAUCUUCAGAUUCAAGAGAGUUCGGCAUCGUGUUUCGGUUUAGAAGACGACCAUACGCGAUGGAUGCGGGCUACCUGUUCGUCCCAAGACCUCGUUAUUCUCAUAGAAUCCUUUACCGUCGUUUUCCACCCCGUUGUCAUGAACUGUACAAACAACACCGUCAUUUAUGAAGAAUAUAGGGAUGCCUGUUGUUUGAAAGGAAGCGUGAACAAUACAAGGGAUUGUACAGUUACACACCAGUUCGACACGAAAUAUUCCGUCGCCAAUUAUCAGGCGUGUAAUGGGCAUUCUUCUUGUAAUGUCAUGGCCCCACAGCUGCUGGUGCGGAACACUCACUGUCCAUAUGAUAUCUUCGAGCCGACACCACAUGACAUUGUCUCAAACUUUAUGUACAUGAAUUACUACUGUCUUGAAAAGUCCCUCACUUUACCGGACAGCACUGGAAGCCUGACGACGCCUUCGCCGGGCAGUGUUAUCUACCUCCAGAGUCCUGGUUUCAGUAGUAACAAUCAGAGGAUUCCGUAUAAGAAGGACAGCGAAUGUUCGAUCCAAACAGGCUACUGCAGUUCAGGAAUAUAUGUUUACGUUCUUCAUUUGGUCUUAGAAGACAGUAACACUGAUACUUGGGAUAAUAUCCCUUGCAACCAGACGUUGAAAAUAGAAACUUCUAGAGGAGAUGUGCUUAAGGAAUGGACGUGUGCGGACAAUACCAACCUUAACAAGCAACCUCUCACACUAAAUGCAAACUACAUUCUUCUAAAACUAGAUAACAAUUAUACAAGUCCGAACGAUUGGGAUCAAAGCCGCGGGGGAGCAUAUUGGUUAGGAUUCGACUCUUUAGUGACAACAGGAAAUAUAAGAAUCGACUGCCCUGCAAUCGAACCACCUGUCUGUAUUGGUACAACGACCACAGUUACCACUUCAUUAACUGACACGUCUUCUACAAUUUCAACGACAUCAACUCGGGAAGCAAGUCCGACUACAACAGGUACAAAAACUACGGUUUCUGACACGUCUUCUACAAUUCCAACGACAACAACACGCGAAACCAGUCCGAUGACACCAGGCACAAACACUACGAUGACUGACAAGUGUUCUACAAUUUCAACGAGAUCAGCACGGGAAACCAUUAAGGCGACAACAGACCCAAACCCUCCAAAUACAACUUCAGACAGCACAACAAUAUUUACACCCUUGCUAUGUAUUUCUUUCGCAUUUGGACUUUUAAUAUCCUUCGGUCUAAACCACAGUACAUAAAUUAUUCACAUAUUGAACUACAUAAUCAUAGCCCUAGCUUAUUUCUACAAUUAACAACACAACUUCGUAAAAUUGUAAUUGAAGUUAAUUUGGAUAUGGAUCAGUUGAAAACGAAAGAAAUUGAGAAACACAUCGUAUUCAUUUGAAAAGGAUAUCAUGAACUUUUAAUGUUAUAUAUUUAUGUUGAACAGAAACCAGAGUAAUGAAUCAGUAGCAAAACACACACACGCACGCACGCACGCACGCACGCACGCACGCAAGUACUCACACAGACACACGGAAAAAAUUAAUCAAGGUUACACGUUGAAACAAUACUUUCAUGUGUUUAUUGUAUCAUGUGUAAGCAGGCACCGUAUGAGUUAUGUAAUCUCAGAUCUGUUGUUUUUUCAUUCUUGUUAAUUUGUAUUGUAUUCGUGUGUGUUCUUUCUAAUG
Mya arenaria is the source of this 1799-nucleotide messenger RNA. Its product is annotated as mucin-5B-like. The transcript is spliced from 5 exons. NCBI's taxonomy places the organism in Eukaryota, Metazoa, Mollusca, Bivalvia, Myida, Myidae. The record is from RefSeq and is a predicted model, not a curated record. The coding region runs from base 36 to 1367 and encodes 443 amino acids.